UAAAACCUUCUCUCCCUCUCUCUCUCUCUCUCUCUCUCUCUAAAAGAAUGGAACUUGGGACAACUCAAAGAUCCUGUCAUGUCCUUUUUGCCAUCGUUAUGUUAUGUUCUUGUCUGUGUUUGGCAAACUCGAGCAAUCCGAAGCUGAGAAAGCAGAAGAAGAGCAACUGUGAUGUCUACCAAGGAAGCUGGCUUUACGACGUGUCGUAUCCUCUCUAUGAUUCAUCAGCCUGCCCUUUCAUUCGUAAGGAAUUUGAUUGUUUGAAGUAUGGCCGCCCUGAUCAUCUCUACCUUCAGUAUAGAUGGCAGCCCAUGGACUGCGACUUGCCGAGGUUUGAUGGCCCAGAUUUUCUACAGAGGCUUAUGGGCAAGAAGAUUAUGUUCAUAGGAGACUCUGUUAGUCUCAACCAUUAUGAAUCACUAUUAUGUUUGCUUCAUGCAGCUGUGCCUAAUUCAAAUAUCACGCAGGAAAAAAAUACCUCUACUGUGAUAUUUGAGGACUAUGGGGUAUCAGUAACCCUGUUUCAUAGCCUACUACUGGUAGACAUUGAGCAGGAAAACGUCGGUAGGGUUUUGAAACUUGAUUCUCUCAAGAAUGGCGAUAUAUGGAAGGAUAUGGAUGUCCUGGUUUUCAACACUUGGCUUUGGUGGUACCGCAGAGGACCUAAGCAACCAUGGGAUUAUGUUCAAGAUGGUGAGGCUAUCCUCAAAGACAUGGACCGUAUGGUUGCUUUUCGCAAAGCUUUAACAACCUGGGCAAAGUGGGUUGAUUCUGAUGUAGAUACAAAUAAAACCAGUGUCUUUUUUCAAGGAAUCUCUCCUUCCCAUUACAAUGGGAGCGAGUGGAAUGAGCCAGGAGUAACAAACUGUUCAAAGGAGACAGAACCAAUUAGCGGGUCGAGUUACUCUAGAGGUUCGCCAUUGGCAUUAUCUGUAUUGGAAGAUGUGCUGAGUGGUAUGAAGAAACCAGUUCAUUUGCUCAAUAUAACAACUCUAUCACAGCUUAGAAAGGAUGCGCAUCCCAGCUCUCAUAACGGGUUUAGGGGCAUGGACUGCACUCACUGGUGCAUUGCCGGACUCCCAGAUACUUGGAAUGAUCUUCUCUAUACAGCUCUUCUUAAUUAGAACCUAAAGAUUGAGGAUACAGAUUUGGUUAGAGAUUCAUAUAUAUACAAAUUUAGCCAUGGAAAGUAGCUAGGCCAGCUAACAGCCUCAUGAUAUUCUUUCACUCAAAAUAAGUAAUAAACAUAUAUAUAUAUAUAUAUAUAUAUA
Ricinus communis (castor bean) is the source of this 1271-nucleotide messenger RNA. Its product is annotated as protein trichome birefringence-like 38. The coding region runs from base 48 to 1124 and encodes 358 amino acids. Gene Ontology annotation, molecular function: O-acetyltransferase activity. The transcript has 5 exons. The record is from RefSeq and is a predicted model, not a curated record. Gene Ontology annotation, cellular component: Golgi apparatus. NCBI's taxonomy places the organism in Eukaryota, Viridiplantae, Streptophyta, Magnoliopsida, Malpighiales, Euphorbiaceae.